GGGGGAGGAUGCGCACGGACCGCAAGGCAGCCUUGAUCGCAUUGGCUUUUGCAGGCGUCGCUGGAGAGACCUUCUCAACCGCCGUCUUUGGAACCUCAGUGCUGUCACUAAGUCGCCUACCUUAACCUUAGCUACAGCCUCAAAAGCUCGCUUAAUCACGUAUUCUCGCCCGCACCCGCUGCAAUCGUCGUUGCUUUUCGACAACACAGCCCACGCGAGGCAGCGCGCACAUCUUGAUUGACGCUUCCAUAAGAACGACGAAUCGACGGCGGCCUCGAUGAUGAAUCGGUCAGGGGCAGUCCCGCAAUCGCUGCGCGGAAUUCCAGGCGGGUUUGGUGGCCAGCAACCACAGCAGCAACCACAGCAGUCAGGACGUCCUGUCGCCAACAGGUUAACCAAUGGAAAGCUGGCGCCAGUGAACAGCGUAUCAGGAUGGAGCUUCGGCGCCGGCGUGCCCAUGGGCGGUGGUGGUGGCGGGAGUGUACCACCGGGUUCCGCAAGACAAUUAGGAGGCAACAUUAGCUUCGCUCAGAGUUUAAGCGGAUCGCAACCAUCGACUCCACUGGACCUUUCUCACCAAGGGUACUUGCCUCUACGGCGCCUUGCUGCUCUCUCUUUGUGUUAGGUUCUACCCCUCCAUUGAGAUACUCUACUGCAAGAGGUCUCUUGCCAGCAUUUAGCUGC
Molecule: messenger RNA, 684 nt
Organism: Lasiosphaeria miniovina
Lineage: Eukaryota; Fungi; Ascomycota; Sordariomycetes; Sordariales; Lasiosphaeriaceae
Exons: 4
Coding region: 278-625 (115 amino acids)
Source: RefSeq, a predicted model, not a curated record